Messenger RNA from Papaver somniferum (opium poppy), 1606 nucleotides. Its product is annotated as ribokinase-like. The transcript is spliced from 4 exons. Gene Ontology annotation, molecular function: ribokinase activity. The record is from RefSeq and is a predicted model, not a curated record. Bases 142 to 1263 code for a protein of 373 amino acids. Gene Ontology annotation, biological process: D-ribose metabolic process. NCBI's taxonomy places the organism in Eukaryota, Viridiplantae, Streptophyta, Magnoliopsida, Ranunculales, Papaveraceae.
UUAAGAUUAGUACGGGAUGAAAAUUCGAUAUAUUUAAGUGGAUCCCAAUUUUCAGAUCACAUUUCUUCUUCUUUGUUAAAAUCCCUCCCCAUAAUCAUCAUCAAUCAAUUUCCACUCCGUAACCAAUAAACAGAAAGAACUAUGAGAGGCAUUACAUAUUCAACAUCACAAAACUGGAUUACCAACGACAACAACAGAACCCAACAGCAAUCCACUAAGAAAGCCCUAAACACAAAUACAAAUUACCUGAAUACAACAAAAUCAGCAACAAAAACAAAACAAUGUCCACCCUUUUCAAUCAAUUCCUCCAAAACCCUAACACCCAAAACUGAUAACCCACCAUUGGUUGUUGUUGGUUCAGCUAAUGCUGAUAUUUAUGUUGAAAUUGAUAGACUUCCUAAAGAAGGUGAAACUAUAUCAGCUAAAACAGGCCAGACCUUAGCUGGUGGUAAAGGUGCUAAUCAAGCUGUUUGUAGUGGUAAACUAUCUUAUCCAACAUACUUUUUAGGUCAAGUUGGUGAAGAUGCACAUGGGAAUUUGAUUACCGAGGCGUUAAGAGAUAGUGGUGUUUAUAUUGAUCAUCUUAAUACUGUUUCAUCUGCUCCUACUGGACAUGCUGUUGUUAUGCUACAAGCUGAUGGUCAGAAUUCUAUCAUCAUUGUUGGUGGUGCUAAUAUGUCUUGUUGGCCUCAUACAUUAUCGAAUCAAGAUUUAGAUAUUAUUAAAAAUGCUGGGAUUGUUUUGCUUCAGAGAGAAAUACCUCAUUCUGUCAAUAUUCAAGUGGCUAAGGCUGCAAGGAGUGCAGGUGUUCCAGUGAUUCUAGAUACUGGCGGAAUGGAAGGACCAAUUCCUGUAGAGUUACUAACUCAUGUGGAUAUUUUGAGCCCAAAUGAAACUGAAUUGGCGCGUUUGACAGGAAUGCCGACUGAAAGUUUUGAACAAAUUAGCCAAGCUGUAGCAAAAUGUCAUGAAUUGGGUGCCAAACAAGUCCUGGUAAAACUUGGGACAAAAGGAUCAGCUGUAUUUGUAGAGGGAGAGGAACCAAUUGAACAGCCCAUGAUUGCAGCCAAAAAAGUCCUCGACACAACUGGGGCUGGUGAUACUUUCACUGCUGCUUUCUCUGUGGCGCUCGUCGAGGGCAAGUCCGUAAGGGAAUGCUUGAGGUUUGCUGCUGCAGCAGCUUCUCUCUGUGUUCAAGUUAAAGGGGCAAUCCCAAGCAUGCCGGACAGAGAAGCUGUUUUCAAUCUUCUUCAAUCUCUUUGACUAAUAUUUUUACUUUUCAUAAUUCUAGAUCAGGGUUUUUUUUUUUUUUUUUUUUUUUGCAUUUUAGUUGCCUUAAGUUUUCUAGUGAAAAGCUAAUAAUAUGCUUUAUACAACUAUAGAGGUGGUAACAUUCGUCUGAAGAAUAAAUAAAAUGUUUUUCCCUUACAUCAAGUCCCUUAGAAAUAAAAUGUUCUUUUGUAAGUGCACUAAAAUAUCUGGGUAUGUUUGGAAUUUGUUCUUAGAAAUAAGACAUUGUCAACUUUCAAUAUCACACUGUUUAGUUCAGACUUCAGAUUGUUCAAUCAUUUACUUCAAAGAUGACCAAUCAUUGUGCAGUGUUAUA